Fukomys damarensis (Damara mole-rat) is the source of this 1763-nucleotide messenger RNA. It is a transcript of the gene Chmp1a, whose product is annotated as charged multivesicular body protein 1A. The transcript has 7 exons. Gene Ontology annotation, biological process: protein transport; endosome transport via multivesicular body sorting pathway; late endosome to vacuole transport. Lineage: Eukaryota; Metazoa; Chordata; Mammalia; Rodentia; Bathyergidae. The coding region runs from base 32 to 622 and encodes 196 amino acids. The record is from RefSeq and is a predicted model, not a curated record. Gene Ontology annotation, cellular component: multivesicular body; ESCRT III complex.
GCUACCCCGAGGGGUGCGCCCGGGACCGGCCAUGGACGAUACGCUGUUCCAGUUGAAGUUCACAGCAAAGCAGCUGGAGAAGCUCGCCAAGAAGGCGGAGAAGGAUUCCAAAGCUGAGCAGGCCAAGGUGAAGAAGGCCCUGCAGCAGAAGAAUGUGGAGUGUGCCCGGGUAUAUGCAGAGAACGCCAUCCGCAAGAAGAAUGAGGGCGUGAAUUGGCUGCGCAUGGCGUCCCGCGUGGACGCAGUGGCCUCCAAGGUGCAGACAGCCGUGACCAUGAAGGGGGUGACCAAGAACAUGGCUCAGGUGACCAAAGCACUAGACAAGGCCUUGAGCUCCAUGGACCUGCAGAAGGUGUCUGCGGUGAUGGACAGGUUCGAGCAGCAGGUGCAAAAUCUGGAUGUACACACGUCGGUGAUGGAGGACUCCAUGAGCUCGGCCACCACACUGACCACGCCCCAGGAGCAGGUGGACAGCCUCAUCGUGCAGAUUGCCGAGGAGAACGGGCUUGAGGUGCUGGACCAGCUCAGCCAGCUGCCCGAGGGCGCCUCAGCUGUGGGCGAGAGCUCCGUGCGCAGCCAGGAGGACCAGCUGUCGCGGAGGUUGGCUGCCUUGCGGAACUAGCUGCCCACCGUUCUGGCUCUCAGAGGCGCCUGUCCCCAGCUCACUCUCCUCACCCUGCAGAGCUGCAGCCGCUGCCUCCCUGCUCCUCUCACCCCCGGGCCUGGCAGCCUUUGGGCUGAUCCUGUUUGUCCUGGGUUGGAGAGUGGGUCCACUCUCUGUGUCCUGGAGUAGAGUUGGCACAGAUGUGUGUGGGUAACGUCUGUGACCCUGGACUCCCCUGCGUCCCCUGCUGUGGUUGUAACUGUUGACUUGCUGCUCCCUGCAGCUGGAGGGAUCCUGGCUGCCCACUUGACAGGCAGCUCCCCGACCCCCGCACUGCCCUGCAGGAGAGGAGAGUGGACCUGUGUGUCAGGGAUGUCGAGUGCCACCAACACCGCCCUAGGCCUCUGUGGGAGGAGCCCCUGCCCCUCUAUCAAUCCAGGCUGGGCCCAGCCACAGCUGGCAGCUGCUGAUCCUGCUUGGCCUCCUGCCCUCACUCAGUUCUGAAGGGACAGCCUCGCCCGGCCCCUCAUCCUCUUGUGGCCCCACUGGAGGUACCCUGGGCUGAGUUCUGUAUCUCCCACAUCACUGACUGGAAUCUGGGCUCCUGUGGUGGCACCACUUCCUGUCCUGGUGCCUCUCUGUGAUGCCACCCUGUGUCUGUCCUGCCAUGUAAAUGACAGGUGACCCGAGCUGCCACCCGCCUGCUCCUCCGCUCAGAAGCCUGGGGGGCUCUGUGAGGAGAGCCUGCCAUGGAAGGGCAGCUGGGCGGACCGAGGGGCUUUGGGUACAGGCUGCUGUUUUGGUUUCUUUUUUUCUAUCCUAAAGUUUACUUCAUGGUCUUGAAGCUCCCAGGGUUUUGGGGUUCUGGGUGUUUUGUUUUGUUUGUUUGUUUGUUUUGCCAAAGUAGAAAGUAGGUGACCUGCAGGGCGUAGACUCUUCCCAAACACGCAGCAUUUGGCUCUCUCUGGACCUGCAGACCGGGGUAGUGGGGCCUAGCUUUUGGGGUCCAGGUGCUAUCUGGCUGUGUCCCUUUCAGACUCCCCACACAGUGUUGUGUGGGGUGCUGGUUGGGUAGGGGUGCAGGGGGUCAUGAAGGAGGGCAGCAUGAUCACCCUUGCCCUAAAGUGCUGUUGGAAGUAAAUAAGUUGAUCCUUGAAAA